Messenger RNA from Chlorella variabilis, 1779 nucleotides. RefSeq lists its product as hypothetical. The coding region runs from base 1 to 1779 and encodes 592 amino acids. The record is from RefSeq and is a predicted model, not a curated record. The transcript is spliced from 16 exons. NCBI's taxonomy places the organism in Eukaryota, Viridiplantae, Chlorophyta, Trebouxiophyceae, Chlorellales, Chlorellaceae.
AUGACCAAAAACGGGCGGCAGGCAGGGGCGAAGGAUCGGGGCGGGCCGGCGCCACGCCGCCGCCUGUGCGCCCCCGUCGUGCCCGCUAACAUCAUCGGCGGCGCCCUCGUCUUCCUCUUCACCUACAAGCUCUUCACCACCAGCCCCUUCGAGUCGAUCACCGUGCACGAGGCGCCUGACGACCCUGUACAGCGGCGGUACAGGGGUGCGUUUGUGGAGGUAAGCAAGAGGAGCCACGCCUACCUGCAGCAGGCGCUGUGGGACCGCCAGCCGGGCAGCUACACGCACAACGUGAGCGCGCGCUACGAGCCCGCGGACGAGGCGGCGGUGCGGGAGCUGGCGCAGCCUUCUUUCUACCUGGACCUUAUCCGGCGGGACCUGCUGCCAUGGAAGGACAGCGGUAUCACUCAUGAGCUGGUGGAGCGCUCCUCCAUGAUGUUUGACGACUGUGAUGGAGACAUGCUGCGCUUCCAGGUGCUCAACGGCUCGCUGUGGGUGCACCACAUCACCGAGCGGCUGGAGGGCGGCUGGUACCCGGCGCCCAUCGGCCCAGGCAACGCCGCCGCCAAGGGGCGUGUGCCCUACGCCGUGCUGGCCCUCAUGGAGACGCUCCGCAUGUUCCCCGGCCAGAUCCCCGACGUCGACGCCAUCCUCCACUUUGCCGACUUCCCCUGCAUCCCGCGGCCCCGCGCCGGCGCCCCGCCGGCGCCCAUCCUGGGCCUGCAGGGCUCGGCGCACCACUCCGACAUCCCCUUUUCCGACUACACUUACUGGGGCCACGAGCACCAGUACCUGCAGGACCCCUGGGGCAAGCCGGCGCAUGGCUGGGGCAACCAGGCCGAGGUGCUGGCUCGCAAGUACGAGAACGUCAGCCUGCUGGACCGCAUACCCCAGGCCUCGUGGCGGGGCCGCACCAAGGACAAUCGCUACCCCGAGAGGGACCACCUCAGGCGCGUGUUUGUGGGGUGCGUGGAUAAACUGAAGGAGGCAGGGCGGGGCGAGGAUGCGGCGCUGCUCAACGUACUGUCGCCGCCGCUGGCGCUGCAGGACAGCUGCGACUACAGGUACAGCGUGUACAUUGAAAGCCAGGCCUACGCCUCCAACCUCAAGCAGAAGAUGGUGUGCGGCAGCGUGCUGGUGGCGCCCCGCAUGGAGUACUGGGAUUUCUAUACGCGGGCCAUGAGGCCAGGGGUGGAGUAUGUGGAGAUGGUCAACGUGACUCGCGACAUGAACGCCGCCUUCGGCUCCCUGGGCCGCGAGGCGCUGGCCAGCAGCGGCCAGCUGACCCCCACGCUGGCCCGCGAGCUGAAGGAGAUGCGACGCGACCCGCUGCUGGCAGCGCUGCUGGCCAGGAGCGGUGCCGGUGGCAGCACCGGCAGCAAGAGCCGCAAGAGCGGCGGUGGCAAGGGCGGCAAGAGCGGCGAGGACGUGCAGCCGCCCGCCAGGGGCCCCGACGGCAACUACAGCUGGGGCAGCGGGGCGAUGCCUUGGGAGAUUGCUGCCACGGGGCAGCAGUUCAUCCAGCGCCACGUGCGCAUGCAGGACGUGCUGAGUUACAUCCGGGACCUGCUGCGCGCCUACUCGGCGAUGCAGCGCCACGCCAUCCGCCCCUCAGCCAACUUGGAAGGCGCAGCCCGUUGCUACACCGGCGACAUGCUGCUGCAGGAGUUUGGCACACCCCAUCAGGUGGACAGGGACAUUGUGGCGGCGGCCUACCCCUGGCUCAAGGGCUACGAUAACGGCUGCAGAGAGGCGGAGGCGGUCUACAAGCCUCGCUAG